Athene cunicularia (burrowing owl) is the source of this 2083-nucleotide messenger RNA. RefSeq names its product sodium/potassium transporting ATPase interacting 4 (gene NKAIN4). Bases 127 to 753 code for a protein of 208 amino acids. The transcript has 7 exons. Lineage: Eukaryota; Metazoa; Chordata; Aves; Strigiformes; Strigidae. Gene Ontology annotation, biological process: regulation of sodium ion transport. The record is from RefSeq and is a predicted model, not a curated record.
GGACCGACCGACCGAGCUCCCCCCCGCUCCCAGCGGCAGCAGCCUCGGGCCGGGCCGCGGAGAAGCCCCAGGGCGGCGGCGGGGCCGCAGCGAGCGGGGUGCCCCUGCCCCCCCUGCUCGGGGACCAUGGGAUGCUGCACCGGGCGCUGCACCCUCAUCUUCCUCUGCACUUUGCAGCUGCUUGCUGCAUUAGAGAGGCAAGUGUUCGAUUUCCUGGGAUACCAGUGGGCCCCUAUCCUAGCCAACUUCCUCCACAUCAUCAUCGUUAUCCUCGGCCUGUUUGGCACUAUUCAGUAUAGACCUCGCUACAUAGUGGUGUAUGCCAUCUGGACUGCAGUUUGGGUCACCUGGAACAUCUUCAUCAUCUGCUUUUACUUAGAAGUGGGAGGGCUCUCAAAGGAUAGCGAACUCCUGACAUUCAACAUCUCCCGGCACCAGUCAUGGUGGAGUGAAAACGGUCCCGGCUGUGUAAGGAAAGAGGCUUCAAUGUCUGGCAUCAAAGGGCUGGACAGCCACUCCUACAUCUCCGUGAUAGGCUGUGCCCUGGAGUAUCGGUACAUCGAGGUCAUGCACAGCUCCUUCCAGAUCCUGAUCGCGCUGGUGGGCUUUGUCUACGCCUGUUACGUUGUUAGUGUUUUUACAGAAGAAGAAGACAGCUUUGAUUUCAUUGGUGGAUUUGAUCCAUUUCCUCUCUACCAUGUCAAUGAAAAACCCACCAACCUUUUGUUCAAGCAGACAUACCUGCCUGCGUAAAUAAAGAGGAGCCAGAGGAAGGAUGAACCUUGCACUCCACCAUCAAAGGUGCUGCAGGAAACAAUCCCCUGUGGCCUGGAUCUCUGGCAGAGGAAAUGCAGGAUGGUGAACUCCAUUCCAUUUUUUGUUCCUUGUCUUCUUUUCAAAUGCAAUGAAUGUACAUUGAAGAACGGCCACGCGGUUGGUUUUUAAUUCUCCAAGUGCCCUGAUGAACCAUUCCGACUGUAGUCUGGUGGUACUGGCCAGUAAAUGGCACAGCCCUGAAGACCCCAGGCAGAACAAGUUCACCGAGAGCCUCUCUCAAGUGACACAGUUGAAGUGGGAGCUGCUUCCUUGUGCCAUGGAUCCAUAAAGAAGGAAGCACUGCAUAACACCUUGGGACAUUUCACAUGUUCUGUAGUUAGUUUCUUCCCCUUUCCCUUGUUCUGAAAAAGAGCCUAAAUCCCCUAACACAACUUCACCUCCUCCCUGCUUGGAUAGAACUAGGUGGGGACUAUUUACUUUUGAGUUAUUUAGGCUUUUUUUUUUUUUUUAAAGUUAUAGAUAAGAGCUCUUCCCUUCUUCCCCCACCCAUCCAGGACACCCUUCCUCAUUCUCUAUUCUGUAGACAUGGUCAGCACCUUAGCAGUAGGCAUUUGUCCUGGAUUUUAGUGUUCUGUGACCUAACUCCUAUAAUGCUGAAUGGCUAAAAACUAGUACAAGCACCAAAUCUGUACUCAGCGUGGAGCUUAGCCCCAUUUCAACAUGCCAAGCCAUUCUCAGAGCAGCUGUAGCUUACUCUGGGUUUGCCCAUCUACAUGAAAUUAACACUGGUGUAGCUGUAGGCACAGCUGGAGCCCGCUGCAGGACACUGGGAAAUGCCUGGUUCUUCAUGGGUCAUGGUGGUUUUGUACCUGCCUUCUUCACUGAGCAGCCACACUUAUUCUAGGCACAAACCUGGCAAGAUCCUGACGGAAGGGGGUUUUUGUGACAGGAUAAUUUUAAGGGGAGGGAACGGGCUGAAGGAAAGGGGAAUAUAAGUGUAAUUAAGUUGCAUUAAUGAGCUGCAGCAAUUAAUUAAAAAAAACCAAACAAAACACAAUGUCAGUUUUGGCAGCUAUACGUCUCCCAGAAUGUUAAGUGUCAAGCAGAGAAAGAGCACUUGUCAGCCUUCCGUGGCUGGUACCUCCAAGUGCUGCUGUAAUUCUUUAUUGUCUUGCCUAAUCUGUUUGAGAUUACUUGGCAUUUCUGAGUAAUGCUUUGCAGAAGAGUCAAGCUAGAAGCCAUGCUAGGGAGGGGAAGCACGAGGGAAGAAUGAAAAGAAAUAAAAAACGUUAAGUGCUAAGUCAAA